Messenger RNA from Galendromus occidentalis (western predatory mite), 1153 nucleotides. RefSeq names its product probable methyltransferase-like protein 15. Gene Ontology annotation, molecular function: rRNA (cytosine-N4-)-methyltransferase activity. Gene Ontology annotation, biological process: rRNA base methylation. The transcript is spliced from 7 exons. The coding region runs from base 60 to 1136 and encodes 358 amino acids. Lineage: Eukaryota; Metazoa; Arthropoda; Arachnida; Mesostigmata; Phytoseiidae. The record is from RefSeq and is a predicted model, not a curated record.
GUGCACCGAGUUUCAGCAGGAUCCCGAGUGGCUUCGAAUGUGAGAUCUCCGUGCUCGGAAUGCUCAAAAACUUGCGUUUGGCUCUAUCCACUCCCGUCAGCAGGUUCACGCGAGGGCAUUCAACGCUCCAGGAGAAUGUCAAAGCAGAGAAGCCACUCCACACGUCGGUGCUCCUCAAGGAGAGCAUCGACGCGCUGCUCAUCGAGGAAGAUAAAACAUAUGUUGACAUGACGUUCGGGGCGGGCGGUCACACAAGGGCCAUGCUCGAGCAGGGUGCGCGAGUCGUCGCCAUAGAUCGCGACCCCUCAGUGUCCGAGCUCGCCGAUGAAGUCAAGGAGGAAUACAAAGACAGAUUCGACUUCGGGGUUUCAAAGUUCACCGAUGUGAGAGACGUGUUGUCGCGUCACUGCGUGAAGAUGGGCUCCGUAUCAGGAGUCCUCAUAGACUGCGGCUUCUCCUCGAUGCAGAUGGAUCAGCCAAGAGGAUUCUCGAUCUCGAAAGAUGGUCCGCUGGACAUGCGCAUGAACCCAGCUGAAAAAGAUUGUCCAACCGCGGCCGCAUUGGUAAACGUGCUUGACGCCGAGAGUCUCGCGAGGAUUUUCAAAGUCUACGGCGGAGAGCGCAAUGCUCGCAAGAUCGCCGAAGCCAUCGUAUCUUAUAGGUAUGAGAUGAAGCGGAUGAGGACAACACGAGAGCUGAGUGAAGUUGUUGAAGCCGCCUUCUCCGAAGGGCACGAACGUCGGGACUCUCUCGGCCGAUUCACUAGUCUCGCAACUAAAAUCUUCAUGGCGCUGAGAAUUUUCGUGAACGAUGAGUUGAACGAAUUGAAUCGCGCCCUAUACCUCUCUCAUCAGAUGCUCGUCCCUUAUGGUCGCGCUGCCGUCAUCUCGUUCCACUCGCUGGAAGACAGGAUUGUGAAACGGCAUUUCCAAGGGAUUGAUCUCGAUGAGCCGGCAUCCCAGUCGAUCUCUCAGAAGUACAAGAACUCAACAGCAUGGCACUCGGAGGCGGAAAUCGUCAAAACCUGGAUUCCCAUACCGAAGUUCAUCGCACCAUCGCCCGAUGAAGUCGAGAGAAACCCCAGGAGUCGUUCCGCAAAACUACGUGUGGCUGAGAAGAUCGAUUCUAGCAAAUAAAUGAACUAAGUGCUCGU